GCCCGUCCUUUCCAACUUGGGCCCGGCAGAAUGGCUCCCGCAAAGAAGGGUGAAGAGAAGGGCCGUUAUGCCAUCAACGAGGUGGUGACCCGAGAAUACACCAUCAACAUUCACAAGCGCAUCCAUGGAGUGGGCUUCAAGAAGCGUGCCCCUAGGGCACUCAAAGAAAUCCGGAAAUUUGCCAAGAAGGAGAUGGGUACUCCAGAUGUGCGCAUUGAUACUAGUCUCAAUAAAGCCGUCUGGGCCAAAGGAAUAAGGAAUGUUCCAUACCGUAUCCGUGUACGUUUGUCCAGAAAGCGUAAUGAGGAUGAGGACUCACCAAACAAGCUCUACACAUUGGUAACUUAUGUACCUGUUACCACAUUCAAAAAUCUACAGUCAAUGUGGAUGAGAACUAAGCUGCAGAGUGUCAAAUAA
This is a messenger RNA of Peromyscus eremicus (cactus mouse), 417 nucleotides long. RefSeq names its product large ribosomal subunit protein eL31-like. The record is from RefSeq and is a predicted model, not a curated record. Lineage: Eukaryota; Metazoa; Chordata; Mammalia; Rodentia; Cricetidae. Gene Ontology annotation, molecular function: structural constituent of ribosome. The transcript has a single exon. Gene Ontology annotation, cellular component: ribosome; cytosolic large ribosomal subunit. The coding region runs from base 31 to 417 and encodes 128 amino acids. Gene Ontology annotation, biological process: cytoplasmic translation.